Molecule: messenger RNA, 750 nt
Organism: Linderina pennispora
Lineage: Eukaryota; Fungi; Kickxellomycota; Kickxellomycetes; Kickxellales; Kickxellaceae
Product: ankyrin
Exons: 2
Coding region: 1-750 (249 amino acids)
Molecular function (GO): protein binding
Source: RefSeq, a predicted model, not a curated record
AUGACUGAACUUCGUCUCUUGCCGGCACAGCGGCUCCACAAGGCUGUGGCUGAGAACGACCUGCAGACACUGCACUGGCUAAUCGACAACAACAAGAUAACCGACAUCCAGAACAAAAGCGCCGAUGACAACGGCUGGACAUCCCUUAUGCUGGCAGCACGCCUGGGCCACAAGGAGAUUGUAAAAUACCUGCUGGGCCUGGACCACGAUAACGAAGUGAUCUCAACAGACUCGUCAGGCAACACAAUCCCGAUGGUCAGCGCCAAGUACCGACACGAAGGGAUCUGCCUGCUGUACUUGAACAGAUACCCGCAGACCAUGUCGGAGAUCAACCGCGAUGGCAGCAGUGCAAUUAACGAGGCAGCUCAAAACGGAAUGAACCGCGUUAUCACCUUUAUUCUGGACCAUGGCGGCAAUGUCAACCAGCGCGAUAUCGAAGGGAACACACCGCUGCACCAUGCUGCGUCGUGGAAUCAGUUCAAGACCGCCGUGCUGCUGUUGGAGCGCGGUGCCCAGCCCUCGCUCAAGAAUCACAAGGGGUAUACCGCUGUCGACUAUGCGUACUCGUUCAAGCUAGAGAAGCAUAUGCGUGAGGUCAUCAAGCAGCUCCAGGCGGCCAACAGCGGCAGCAGCAGCAGCAACAACACAGCAGCAGCAACAGCCGCAGCAACAGCAGCAGCAACAGCCAGGAUCUCAGCCACAAACGCCAUCAGCGAUCACAAGUGUCUCUCCUCCUCAUCACCAAGCUAG